GAACAUUAUUUUGUGGGUGUGACUGAGUCUCCAUGGCAACAUUAAAUUUUAGUAACGAAUUCAAUGGCGGCUAAAGGAACUAAAGGUAGCUUGUGGAAGCAGUCUGAAGUUCAGAGGGGGACGCUGGAAACGUGGCCUGUUCGGUGUAAGAAUGAGCGAUCCGUUGUUCCUAAGCCCCAAUUGUUGAGACAGUUGGAGGACUACUUGAAGAAAGAGCUAAGGUUUUUAGGCGCUCCUCCACGCGGGCCGGACGAGCUGAGGCUCCAAGCUCACAGGGAAGUAUUUGAUUGCUUGGUAGACAAGUUCACUACUUACAAGCCAUUGCUCGCUUCCAUUAAAAUGGAGUACGAUCUAUUCAUUGAUGAUCAGAAAAAAAAGAUUAGGGAGCUGCACCCAUUACAAACCAAGCUACUCUCAAUGAGGGAGGAGUAUGAACAAAAAAUCAUAGCAUUGAAAGAAAAUGACAAGAAACAGGAUGAGAAGGAGAAGCAGCGGAAUCGCCAGUUGCAAAAAGAGAUUAACAGAUUAAGGGAAGAAGAGACCUCCUAUAAACUACAGAUAAGAAAACUACAAGAGGAGGUAGCUGAUCUAUAUAAGAAGUACCGUUUUGAGACUGAUGCAAGGAAGCUUCUGAUUGCAGACUACAAUGAGUUGAAAGCUAGACAAAACGAUGAUCAACAAGAUGAAGAAGUAGUCAUAGAAAAGGAAGACCCGGUUAUUUUGAAAUUGAAACUAGCUCGUGCCAAGGAGGACCUUCAUAUUGCCAACAAACGCAUUAAUCAAGUAAUGGCUGAUUAUGGUGACGUUGUUCCAAGGAGAGAAUAUGAAUUGAUUGAAAGUUCCUACAGAAAGGCAGAGAGUGAGCUUGAUGCAGUGAAGUCCCAAUAUGCUAAUAUAAUGGAAGAAUAUAAUUCGUUGUUGAUCAUGUAUAAAGAGUUGGAAAGGAGGAGGGAUAUGUCAAUGGAAGAGCUGGAACAAAUCAAACGGUCUGCUACACCAAGACCUGAUUGGUCUCGUUGCGGUGAGUUCUUUAAGGGAGGUCCAGAGAAGUGGGCAGAGAUAAGUGAUGGUUGCUCUAGUGAUGAACUGGUUGAUGUUCUGUUAGCACAACUUGCCGGAGUAGAUAUUAACGAUAUACUGAAACGUGAAGCAUUCCAUGGACAGGGUACUAGUGAGAGUGUCCCUAAAUACCUCCAGUGGGAAGGAGAGGUUAUCAAUAAACGCAUCAAGAGAGCCGAGUUGGAGGACAUGAUGUCAGGAUUCUGGGAGCACUGGCUAUUAAAGAUAUCAAAAGGAGAUGCCACCACCAAAGACAGCCUUGACGAAGUGCUGUAUCAAUAUCUGCUGGCACGCAAUGAAGGAGUGGUGAAUAGUGCUAUAGAGAAUGGGUAUAAUUUAAAGGACGCCUGUGAUAGGUUUCAACAUAUACUCCAUGUGAAUUUGUUCAGCUCAAUACUGGCUGGAGACAUGGAUGCCAGCAUCUUUUUGAACUGGAUCUCAUUGCAAGUCUCACUUACUGAGAAACUAAAAGAAAUUUGUAACUCAGACAAUGAGGUACCAAUAUCUCAGCUAGAAGAGCUUCUCAAGUCCUUCUUUCCUACAAAAACUGAAAAUAUGAUAGUUUUACUAGUCGAGUGUGCUAAAAGUCUUGCUGUGGCAGUGAGAGUAUAA
Molecule: messenger RNA, 1671 nt
Organism: Amphimedon queenslandica
Lineage: Eukaryota; Metazoa; Porifera; Demospongiae; Haplosclerida; Niphatidae
Product: translin-associated factor X-interacting protein 1-like
Exons: 14
Coding region: 64-1671 (535 amino acids)
Cellular component (GO): cytoplasm
Source: RefSeq, a predicted model, not a curated record